Molecule: messenger RNA, 414 nt
Organism: Sinocyclocheilus anshuiensis
Lineage: Eukaryota; Metazoa; Chordata; Actinopteri; Cypriniformes; Cyprinidae
Product: sericin-1-like
Exons: 1
Coding region: 1-414 (137 amino acids)
Source: RefSeq, a predicted model, not a curated record
AUGGGUUCUGGAGUGAGCUCUGGAGGAGCAGAGCUGGCUGACGAAGGAGGUUUGGGCGGACCUUUCUGGGACUCGGGAUAUGCAGGAGAGCUGGCUGGGACCAGCAGAGAUUCAGGAGAGUCAGGAGAGCUCGACGGAACCAGCGGAGAUUCAGGAGACUCAGGAGAGCUGGACGGAACCAGCGGAGAUUCAGUGGUACUAGGAGAGCUGGACAGAACCAGCGGAGACUCAGGAGAGCUGGACGGAACCAGCGGAGAUUCAGGAGACUCAGGAGAGCUGGACAGAACCAGCGGAGACUCAGGAGAGCUGGACGGAACCAGAGGAGAUUCAGGAGACUCAGGAGAGCUGGACGGAACCAGCGGAGAUUCAGGAGACUUAGGAGGGCUUGACUCUUGGUUGAGCUCUGUGACGUGA